Molecule: messenger RNA, 1431 nt
Organism: Tricharina praecox
Lineage: Eukaryota; Fungi; Ascomycota; Pezizomycetes; Pezizales; Pyronemataceae
Product: oxidoreductase
Exons: 4
Molecular function (GO): oxidoreductase activity
Source: RefSeq, a predicted model, not a curated record
CACCAUACAGUCGAUGACGUCACGGUGAAUUCAUCGGUGUCAACGGUCAAUACUACCCAAUUCGGCCAGCAAGGAAAAUUCCACCGUCAAUGACAAGACGAUGACCUAGGUGGACACCGUAGGAUCAAAACCGCCGGAUUGUACCCAUUUAUUUAAACAAACAAUGAACCAUUGCCGGCAUACUCCUCUUCCUCUCCUCUUCCGCACACUCCACACAUACAAACCACAACUAUUCCGCAGAAUACCACUACUACCAACUACCGUACGCAAAACCACAUAUACAAGCUUCAGAAUGGCAUCCUCGCAGGCUGGAAAAGGAGGCGAGUUUAAGGCCAAUGUUCCGAAGCAGGAGCAGCCGCUGCCGGGUCUCGAGAAAGACAUGGCUCCUACUUCCGAGUCCACCAAGCUUGAGGGAUCCGACGGAUUCGUCGAGUACGAGGGCUCCGGAAAGCUGAAGGACAGGGCCGCCAUCAUCACUGGUGGUGAUUCUGGCAUUGGCCGUGCCAUUGCCGCCCUCUACGCUCGCGAGGGUUGCGAUAGCACCAUCGUUUACCUCCCGGCGGAGCAGGAGGACGCCGAGGAGACCAAGCGUAUCGUCGAGUCCGCUGGCCGCAAAUGCAAGCUCAUCCCGUUCGACCUCGAGAGAUUGCGGGACUUGCACGAGAUUGUCGACGCGCACAUGAAGGAGUACGGUCGCCUCGAUAUUCUUGUCAACAACGCCAGCAAGCAGGUCAUGUGCGAAAACUAUGAGGAUAUCGAGAUCGACAAUAUCGAGUCUACGUUCCGCAGCAAUAUUCUUCAGAUGAUGGCGCUUACGAAGUUUGCCGUGCCGCAUAUUCCAAAGGGUGGAAGCAUCAUCAAUACGACGAGUGUGGUUGCGUUCCGUGGAACCAGCUCCAUGGUCGAUUAUGCUGCUACCAAGGGAGCGAUUGUCGCCUUUACCAGGGCUCUAAGCAAGUCUUUGACCAAGAAGGGAAUCCGUGUCAAUGCUGUUGCACCCGGCCCCGUCCACACGCCUCUCCAGCCCGCAAGCCGUCCCGCCGACCAGAUGGAAGGCUUCGGCAAGCAGAGCCAGAUCGGACGCGCUGGACAGCCCUCCGAGAUCGCCACGAGCUUCGUCUUCCUGGCAUCGAAGGACGCAUCGCUCUACUACGGCCAGAUCCUCCACGCCUACCCGAUGGGUGAUUAGAGGGUGGAACAAACAAAACUAGAAUUUCGGCGAAAUCUCUAUGGGCGUUUUCUGUUGAUUUCUUUUCUGUUCUUUGGGCCAGUCUCCUUGUCGUUUGUACUGUACUUUAGCUGCGAUGUGAUGCGACAAUCGAUGUGAACAUCACUUGAUCGCUCGGUUUGUUGAGAUAGUGAAGUAGCAUCAUCAUUCGCCAUUCGUUUGAGCAUGGCGGGCAUCGCGUUUUCCUCUCCAGGCGUGGGAUU